Penicillium chermesinum is the source of this 627-nucleotide messenger RNA. RefSeq lists its product as uncharacterized. The coding region runs from base 1 to 627 and encodes 208 amino acids. The record is from RefSeq and is a predicted model, not a curated record. The transcript is spliced from 3 exons. NCBI's taxonomy places the organism in Eukaryota, Fungi, Ascomycota, Eurotiomycetes, Eurotiales, Aspergillaceae.
AUGGCGUCCCAAACUCCCGCGUCUUGGGGAAAUGUGGCCGUCCAGCAUCGUCCUCCGUGGAUCUGGUCAUCAAAUGCAAACGUCCACGUUGCCAAGAACCUCUCGUGGUUUGAGGAUGACUACCUCCCAAUCUCGUCUUACUAUACAGAUACUCUUCAAAACCAAUCGACCCGGAUUGUCGGAAUCGGUACGGUCAUUCUGCCCACUCGGAGCCACCCAAACAAUCUGCUGCGCGAAUACAACGAGAAUAUCGUCCUCCACAAUGUCCUCCACGCGCCUGAAGCCCAUUUCAAUCUCAUUGGAAGGCCACUUCUGGAAGAGUACCAGGUGACUACCCACAACGGCGGAGAAACUCCCAGUUACAUUAGUCGAAUUUCUGAUGGCGAGACGGUGGCCUUUUUCAAGCCCCUGGGCACGAAUAUCACGGAGUUCGAACUCCAACUCAACUGUCAUCGACGAUUCUAUGAAACGGGACACCCUCCGUUGCCUCCAUACGAAGUGAACAUAUUGCAAGCCUACUGGCCUGCUAAGGAGCAGGAAAAUGUUGAAGCCACCUUGCAAAGGAUUUUGCCAAUACAGCGUCCUAUUAAUCAGACUCAUGGUAAAUUCUUCCAGGACCGCGGUUAG